Molecule: messenger RNA, 1647 nt
Organism: Aspergillus ruber CBS 135680
Lineage: Eukaryota; Fungi; Ascomycota; Eurotiomycetes; Eurotiales; Aspergillaceae
Product: putative transcription factor
Exons: 3
Coding region: 1-1647 (548 amino acids)
Biological process (GO): regulation of DNA-templated transcription; DNA-templated transcription
Molecular function (GO): DNA-binding transcription factor activity, RNA polymerase II-specific; DNA binding; zinc ion binding
Source: RefSeq, a predicted model, not a curated record
AUGAGGCCUAUUUGCCGGUCUUCUGUUGCUUGUGCGGCGUGUCGCUACAAGCACCACCGCUGUGACGGCCAGAAGCCAGCAUGCUCCCGCUGUAUUGCAAGUGCGAGGGAGUGCAUCUAUCCUCUUUCGCGCCGCCGCGGAAAGCAAAGACAACGACACGCUCGAUUGGCCUCACCGAUUAUGGGUAAGGAGAGCUGCUUACGACCUGCUCUUCAGGCGCCUCCCAAUACUAUUAGUUCACUUUUGUCCGGUUCGGCCUGGGACGUCAACCCAACUCUUUUGGAUCUAUACUAUGAGUUCUUCCAUGCAGCUCAUCCGUGUGUUCUCCCUCGCCUCCAUCUGGACGAACAUCUUACAGAAGACGCACUUCGUCUGCUUGUGUGGGUGAUUUGUUAUAUUGGUUCAUUAUUCUCAGAAUCAGUAUCGGUCGAAUUGCAGAAGAACAUCUCGGUUGCAUUGAUGGAGAUUCGAGCGGGAAGCCGUAUCGCCACUGGAUUCGAUGUGCAAGCAAUGCUCCUUUAUUCAAUCGCCGUAUAUUGGUGUAACAAGGCGGAGCACGGCACCGCGUUGCUCGACGAGGCAAUCCAGCUGGGCUUGAGACUUGGAAUGAACAGAAAAGAAUUUGCUGUGCUUCAUGGACAGAACAACCCCGUUCUUGAGGAAAGCUGGCGGCGCACCUGGUGGUUGUUCUAUGUUACGGAUGCACACAUUGCCGGCAGUACCCAUACUUUUCCAUUCCGGACAAGCAAUAUUAAUAUCACGGUUGAUCUCCCUUGCGAGGAGCAAGAAUAUCACAUGGGGAACAUACCGCCGGCAAAAAGUAUCAAAGAUUACGACAACCGUGAAUUUUCUGCUGACGAUGAAUUGCAGUUCUCAUCAUACGCAGAACUCAUCGGCUUGACGCGAGGAAUUGAACGCGCUUUGCUUCCCGGAAGUACCGCAGACAUACAGUUAUACAAAUCGAUGUGUGCAAAUGCCGACACGAGUGUCAGAGCGUGGCACGCCCUUCUUCCUAUCUCGAAACGGCGUUUGAUCCGCAGCGACGGUUCUGUGGACGAAAUCAUGUUCAAAGCCCUAUUUAUCAUGCAUACGUACACUGUUGAGAUCCAUCGCCCACUGUCUACGUUGGAAUAUAGUCCCAUUGAAGCGGUGUCACGAUGCGCCCCGUUAGCUCCAUCCGAACAUCUACAGUGUUCUGGCAAGGCAGCAUCAGAACUGCACACAGUCAAAUGCCUAUCAGCUAUUGAGAAUGUUGACCACCUCCUUACACUUCCAACCAAUCUCAACGCUCACUCCCCAUUCCUGAUCUGCAUGAUUGCCAACGUCACCAUUGCACACCUCUCAGCUUGUCGAUACAUUCUUCAAGGCGAAAGGUUGGUCACCAGCCGUGAGAAGAUUCGCCUAACCAUGGGCACAUUGAAACGUCUUAGCGAGCACUGGGCUCUCGGAAAGCGUACCUACCGAGAGAUUGGCACCAUUGCCCGGGAGAUAUUGUCAUUGACGGCACGUCCCGCUACUCUAUCAACCAACACGAACUUUUCACAAGCAGACGACCCAUUAAUGAACCUUGACUCAUUGGAGGCUCCAUUUGGUCUGAGCUUUGACUUCUGCACACCUUCGGACGACCAGUUCUCAAGUUUGAUGUAG